Pelmatolapia mariae (spotted tilapia) is the source of this 3185-nucleotide messenger RNA. Its product is annotated as oocyte zinc finger protein XlCOF6-like. NCBI's taxonomy places the organism in Eukaryota, Metazoa, Chordata, Actinopteri, Cichliformes, Cichlidae. The coding region runs from base 453 to 2741 and encodes 762 amino acids. The transcript is spliced from 4 exons. Gene Ontology annotation, molecular function: RNA polymerase II cis-regulatory region sequence-specific DNA binding; DNA-binding transcription factor activity, RNA polymerase II-specific. Gene Ontology annotation, cellular component: nucleus. The record is from RefSeq and is a predicted model, not a curated record. Gene Ontology annotation, biological process: regulation of transcription by RNA polymerase II.
ACUUUCUGAAUCCUUUAUCAUCUGCAACUGAAAAUAGUUGUGGAUGAUUACUAUACCUUUCUAAUGUGACGUUGUUGUCCCUGGCUCUCUUUCUCUCUCUCUCCCUCCCGCUCUGUUCCUGUGCUGGUGUAACUACCACCCCUCCCCCCUGUGCCCAGCGCAAAGCACAAGGCUCGAGUGCGGAGUGAAGCGGAAAAAAAGUGAGAGAGAGAGGGUGAGAGAAAGAGUCGUUCGCGUCAAAGAUUCGGCUCUAAUUUCGUUCGCGACCGACACAUCACUAUUCUGAAGCAGUGUGUUGAUCUUUUUGGCACACGCACCGGAGCGUCAGCUUCAAGCGGACCAUCACUACCUCUCACGUCUAAAGCUGAUCAGCAGGAGGAGAAGAGUCUGACGGAGCAGCAGAGGAACAUUUUCAGCUACUUGGACUCAGCUCAGCCACUACAGAGAAAACAAUGAGCUCAACACAGAAGGACCAACAUGGACCAAGAAGUCAGCGCUCUCAGGAGGCCGACAAACCUCACAGAAGAAAGAGAGAGAAAACAUACAGCUGUGACGAGUGUGGGAAGGAUUUUGCUGUGAAGGCUAAACUAAAACAGCAUCAGGUCAUCCACACUGUAGAGAGACCGUUCAGCUGUGACUUGUGUGGAAAGUCUUUUUCCUUUAAGAUUUCCCUAAAACGACACCAACUCAUCCACAGUGGAGUUAAAGCGUACAGCUGUGAUCAGUGUGGCAGAGCUUUUACUCACAGUAGCAGCUUACAGAAUCAUUUACUUAUCCACUCUGGAAUUAAGGCAUACAGCUGUGACGAGUGUGGGAAGGAGUUUACUGAGAAGGCUAAACUAAAACUUCAUCAGGUCAUCCACACUGGAGAGAGACCGUUCAGCUGUGACUUGUGUGGAAAGUCUUUUUCCAGGAAGGAUUCCCUAAAACAGCACCAUCUCAUCCACAGUGGAGUUAAAGCGUACAGCUGUGAUCAGUGUGGCAGAGCUUUUACUCACAGUGGCAGCUUACAGAGUCAUCUAGUUACCCACUCUGGAAUUAAGGCAUACAGCUGUGACGAGUGUGGGAAGGAUUUUGCUAUGAAGGCUAACCUAAAACUUCAUCAGGUCAUCCACACUGGAGAGAGACCGUUCAGCUGUGACUUGUGUGGAACGUCUUUUUCCAGGAAGGAUCACCUAAAACAACACCAACUCAUCCACAGUGGAGUUAAAGCGUACAGCUGUGAUCAGUGUGGCAAAGCUUUUACUCACAGUAGCAGCUUAAAGAAUCAUUUACUUACCCACUCUGGAAUUAAGGCAUACAGCUGUGACGAGUGUGGGAAGGAGUUUACUGAGAAGGCUAAACUAAAACUUCAUCAGGUCAUCCACACUGGAGAGAGACCGUUCAGCUGUGACUUGUGUGGAAAGUCUUUUUCCAGGAAGGAUCACCUAAAACAACACCAACUCAUCCACAGUGGAGUUAAAGCGUACAGCUGUGAACAGUGUGGCAGAGCUUUUACUCACAGUAGCAGCUUACAGAGACAUCUAGUUACCCACUCUGGAAUUAAGGCAUACAGCUGUGACGAGUGUGGAAAGGAUUUUGCUAUGAAGGCUACCCUAAAACUUCAUCAGGUCAUCCACACUGGAGAGAGACCGUUCAGCUGUGACUUGUGUGGAAAGUCUUUUUCCAGGAAGGGUCACCUAAAACAACACCAACUCAUCCACAGUGGAUUUAAAGCGUACAGCUGUGAUCAGUGUGGCAAAGCUUUUACUCACAGUAGCAACUUAAAGAAUCAUUUACUUAUCCACUCUGGAAUUAAGGCAUACAGCUGUGACGAGUGUGGGAAGGAGUUUGCUGAGAAGGCUAAACUAAAACAGCAUCAGGUCAUCCACAGUGGAGUUAAAGCGUAUAGCUGUGGCUUGUGUGGCAAAGGUUUUACUCAAAGGGGUCACUUACAGAGGCAUCUAGUUACCCACUCUGGAAUUAAGGCAUACAGCUGUGACAUCUAUGGAAAAACUUUCAGCCAGAGAGGGCACCGAAAUACACACCUACGCAUUCACACCAGACAUGAUGUGUACUGCUGUGAACAAUGUAGCAAAGAGUUUACAACAGACGAAAAGUUACAACGACACAUGUUUACCCACACUGAGGGACGACCUUAUAAAUGUGACCUGUGUGAGAAGACUUUUAAAUCUCCACAUUACCUGAGACGACACCAACAGAUCCACACCAGAAAGAGACUCUACAAGUGCAGUUACUGUGAGAAGCAGAGCGACACAGAAGGAUCCAGUUCUCAACCCUGUCAUCACUGUGGUGGUGGGAAAGACUUUCGUUGUGACCUCUGUGGAAAAACUUUCAGUUGCCAAGCUGACCUAAAAACACAUCAACACAGACACACUGGAGACAAACUGAAAUACUGCAAAGAAUGUGGGAGAAGCUUCACCACAUCACGUGACUUAAAACGACAUGAACUGAUCCACAGUGGGGUUAAAAAGCACCUCUGUGAUCAGUGUGGGUCAUCCUUCACCACUGCAGGUGACCUUAAAACACACAAACGAGUCCACACAGGAGAGAAACCACACAAGCACACACAACCACACAAACAUCAGCGUGAUCACUCAGGGCUGAAAUCUCUCCCAUCACUGGAUCACGGUGAAUCUGAAGAGACAGAAAGAUCCUCUGGUUUCAGAGUCAGACUCAAAAAGCUUGAGAUCAGGCUCCACAGAGUUCAGAUAGAAUCAUUUAAACUUGUGUUGAACUGAACUGGUUGCUGGGCUGAACUUCUACAUAAUACAGAUGCACAUGGGAUCUUAUUUUCUGUCGUUUUGCUGAGUCAGUUUUGUCCUUUUUUCUCUCUCCUGGUUUCGCUUGUCUGUAAAUAAUUGAAACUCAGUCAAAUAGUUCAUUGUUCUCCAGCAAAACGUUUUGGAAACUCAUGUUUAACCUUUAAAACUCUGACAUGCUUUAGCACACAAGGCUUCAUCGGGGAGUUCACUCAUGAUUGGACCAUGAGAAUAAAGGUUUUUAGUUCUUUCAAAGAGAGUCUUGGAGCUGUUUGAUGUUUUUGUUUUUUCUGAAACCACCUGAAAGAAAAACUAUUUUUCUUGCUUUAUGUAGUGUGGAAGUUGUUAAUGUUUCUUUCAUCUGUGAUGUUCUUGAAUGUGUUCACAUGAAGCUGGUACAAAUAAACUGUCCUUUCAGCUUUA